AUGGCAAGACAUCACCAUCUUCAUGAGCAUCAGCAUCAGCAUGACGCUGAUCAACCGGACACGCCGACAAUGAGAGGCCGUCCGCGACAUUCUGAGGAUGAGACACCAGGAGGAAAUGAUGAGCAGGGUACUGAAGCAACUGCAGUCAAUAUCGUAGACGAGUUGCCACGAACCGGUUUAGUUGUCUUUGACGACUGUGUCAGUUUAGUUCCGGUCAACAGUCUCCCAGAAACGGCGCUGAAUCGAUGGCGUAAGAACGGCAGUACCAGCAACGACAAUCCCAAGAAUCUCAACAGGAAGACAGCCAAACUCAGCGUCGAAGCGAUAUCCCGCCGCAAAUCUACGACGGCUCAGCCUAACCCAAGUCGCUCGAGCCUGCAUCAUCGCGUCAAACGGCUUCUACGUCGUCAACUGCGACACAUCAGGUCCCCAGGUUAA
This is a messenger RNA of Fusarium odoratissimum NRRL 54006, 438 nucleotides long. RefSeq lists its product as uncharacterized. The record is from RefSeq and is a predicted model, not a curated record. Bases 1 to 438 code for a protein of 145 amino acids. The transcript has a single exon. Lineage: Eukaryota; Fungi; Ascomycota; Sordariomycetes; Hypocreales; Nectriaceae.